Molecule: messenger RNA, 2568 nt
Organism: Orycteropus afer afer
Lineage: Eukaryota; Metazoa; Chordata; Mammalia; Tubulidentata; Orycteropodidae
Gene: MPHOSPH8
Product: M-phase phosphoprotein 8
Exons: 14
Coding region: 1-2568 (855 amino acids)
Cellular component (GO): nucleus; cytoplasm
Molecular function (GO): protein binding
Source: RefSeq, a predicted model, not a curated record
AUGGCGGAACCUCUGGCUGCAGAAGGAGUGACUGCCACUGCAGUUCCUGUUCCAGGUGUCAACAGCAAUGGUGAAUCGCCUGAAGUCGAAGGAGAAGGCGUUGGAGCAGCGGACGAAGAUAAGGACGCGCCUAUGCAAGUGGCAGAGGCCGUUGGGGACAGCGAGGAAGACGGGGAGGAUGUGUUCGAAGUGGAGAAGAUCUUGGACAUGAAAAUCGAGGGGGGUAAAAUCCUUUACAAAGUUCGAUGGAAAGGAUAUACAUCAGAUGAUGACACCUGGGAGCCUGAGGUUCAUCUUGAAGACUGUAAAGAAGUUCUGCUUGAAUUUAGGAAGAAAGUUGCAGAUAACAAAGCUAAACCAGUCAAGAAGGAUAUUCAGAGAUUAUCUUUAAAUAAUGACAUUUUUGAGGCAAAUUCUGAUAGUGAUCAGCAAAGUGAGACAAUUUUUUUUUUGUCAAAAAAGACAAAAACAUUAAGACAUAGAGAGGUGAAAAGCCCAGAUAAUCUGAAAAAGAAAAAAGCAAAGACUGGGAAACUAAAAGAUAAAUCCAAAUCAGACCUUGAGAGUUCCUCAGAAAGUUUAGUUUUUGAUUUAAGGACAAAGAAAAGAAUUCUCGAAGCCAAAGAAGAAUUAAAGGAAUUAAAAAAGCCAAAAAAAGAUGACGUAAAAGAAACUAAGGAAUUGAAGAAAGUUAAAAAGGGUGAAAUAAGAGAUUUAAAGACUAAAACAAGAGAAGAUUUCAAAGAAAACAGAAAAACGAAAAAAGACAAAUGCAUUGAAUCUCAGUUGGAAUCUGAAUCAAGUGUACUUAAUGAUUCCCUUUCUCAAGAUGAUGACAAUGAAGAUUUAUAUUCUGACAGUAAAGAAGAGAAACAAAAGAUUAAAAGUAUAAAAGAUAAAUCAGGGCAGGAUAUAAUUGCAGAUGUUGUUUAUGAUAAACAACCAGAUGGCAAGGUAAGUGCUGAUGAAGAUACUGAUGUCAGGACAAAGAGGAAAAAGAAGAAACUAAGAAAGACUGAAGAACAUAAAGAGAGCAAAAAGCUAGAAAACAAUGACCUUUUCUUAGAAAAGAAAAGUACUCAUAAAAAGCAAAGAAAUCAAGAUAAAGGGAAAAGUACCAUUGAGUUAGAUAAGCCAAUACCUGCAUCUGCCCAGACACAAAAGACUUCAAAAUUAGGUGGGGAAGAGAGAGGCCUUUGGUCUACUGAUUCACCUGGAAAGGAGAAAGAAACCAAAAAGAGUGACCCCAAAGAAAAAUACCAGAAAAGGCAUGAUUCUGACAAAGAUGAGAAGGGCAGAAAAGAGCCAAAGGGAAUAAAGACAUUUAAGGAAAUCAGAAGUGCAUUUGAUAUAUUUAAAUUAACUCCGGAAGAAAAAAGUGAGCUUAUAAGAGAAGAAAUGUCAUUGGAUUGUAAAAUCACAGAAGAUCACAAAACCAAGGAAAACAAGUUAUUUAAAGAAAGGAGAAGUACAAGAGAUGAAACAGAUACUUGGGCAUAUAUAGCUGCAGAAGGUGAUCAGGAAGUUCUGGAAAAUGUAUGUCAGACAGAUGACAAUUCUGAUGGCAGGCAACAAAUUUUGAGUUUGGGCAUGGACUUGCAGUUGGAAUGGAUGAAACUAGAAGAUUUUCAGAAGCAUCUUGAUGGAGAAGAUGAGAAUUUUGCUACAGCAGACGCAAUUCCAAGUAAUUUAUUGAGGGAUGCUGUGAAAAAUGGGGACUAUAUUACUGUAAAGGUUGCACUGAAUUCAAGUGAAGAAUAUAACCUGGACCAAGAGGAUUCAAGUGGGAUGACUCUAGUGAUGCUUGCUGCAGCUGGGGGACAAGAUGACCUUCUUAGACUCCUCAUCAAAAAAGGAGCCAAAGUUAAUGGGAGACAGAAGAACGGGACCACUGCACUGAUUCAUGCAGCUGAGAAGAACUUUUUAACAACAGUGGCUAUUCUUUUGGAAGCAGGAGCUUUUGUAAACGUCCAGCAGAGCAAUGGUGAGACAGCUUUAAUGAAGGCUUGUAAAAGAGGAAAUUCGGACAUUGUGCGGCUUGUGAUUGAAUGUGGAGCUGACUGUAAUAUUUUGUCAAAGCACCAGAAUAGUGCACUGCAUUUUGCUAAGCAGUGUAACAAUGUGCUGGUGUAUGACCUGCUUAAGAAUCAUUUAGAAACACUCUCAAGAGUAGCAGAAGAGACCAUAAGGGAUUACUUUGAAGCACGUCUUGCUCUACUAGAACCAGUUUUUCCACUAGCAUGUCAUCGUCUCUGUGAGGGACCAGAUUUUUCAACAGAUUUCAAUUACAAGCCCCCCCAGAACAUACCAGAAGGGUCUGGUAUCCUGCUGUUUAUUUUCCAUGCAAACUUUUUGGGUAAAGAAGUGAUAGCUCGACUCUGUGGACCAUGUAGUGUACAAGCUGUAGUUUUAAAUGAUAAAUUUCAACUUCCUGUUUUUCUGGAUAGUCACUUCGUUUAUUCAUUCAGUCCAGUUGCCGGCCUAAAUAAACUCUUCAUAAGGUUGACAGAAGCGCCCUCUGCUAAGGUUAAGUUGCUAAUAGGUGCAUACAGAGUGCAGCUGCAGUGA